AUGGCAGAUACUCAAGAAUCAUUACUUUUAAAAAUUAAAGAACAAGGUGAUCUUGUGAGAAAAUUGAAAGCUGCGAAAGAAUCAAGUGAAAAGAUUCAGGAGGAAGUUGCUAAGCUAUUAGCAUUGAAAGCACAGCUGGCUCCGGCUGAAGAUGCAGCUCCUCAAAAAUUCACCCUUAAGACCCCUAAAGGUACACGGGAUUAUAACCCCCAACAGAUGAGCAUAAGGAAUGGAGUCCUACAAAAGAUUAUUGCUGUAUUCAAGAGACACGGUGCUGAAUGUAUUGACACACCUGUCUUUGAGUUGAAGGAAGUUUUAACCGGAAAGUAUGGUGAGGAUUCUAAACUGAUCUAUGACUUAAAAGACCAAGGAGGUGAAAUUCUGUCUCUGAGGUAUGACCUGACAGUGCCACUCGCGCGGUACCUGGCAAUGAAUAAGAUCAACACUCUGAAGAGAUACCACAUUGCUAAGGUAUACCGCCGAGACAAUCCCGCAAUGACUAGAGGCAGAUACAGGGAGUUCUACCAAUGUGAUUUCGACAUAGCAGGCCAAUAUGACCCCAUGGUGCCUGAUGCGGAAUGCCUAAAGGUAGUCACUGAGAUAUUGGAUGCCCUUGAGAUCGGCUCGUACGUUUUGAAAGUAAAUCACCGGCGGCUACUAGACGGCAUGUUCGAAGCUUGCGGAGUUCCCGCUGACAAGUUUAGAACUACUUGCUCCACUGUUGAUAAGUUAGAUAAGUCGCCAUGGGAAGAGGUAAGGACUGAAAUGAUAAAUGAGAAGGGCAUAUCGCCGGACGCUGCCGACAGAAUAGGCGAGUAUGUACGACUGAACGGAGGCGUGGAACUAGCUGAUAAACUCCUUACUGAUGAGAAACUGUCUAAGACUAAGGCUGCGGUUGAAGGUCUGCAAGGGAUCAAAUUGCUGUUGGAGUAUUGCGGCCUCUUUGGUAUCCAGGAUAAGAUAUUGUUUGAUCUUAGUCUUGCUAGAGGCCUGGAUUAUUACACCGGUGUUAUAUACGAAGCUGUGUUGACGCAGCCAAUUAAAAUCGGCAAUGAAGACCAGACUGUCGGAUCCAUCGCUGGCGGUGGCCGAUACGAUAACCUUGUUGGCAUGUUCGAUUCGAAGCAUAAACAGGUCCCAUGCGUAGGCGUCAGUAUCGGAGUUGAGCGUAUAUUCUCCGUGUUGGAAGCUAAACUAGCCGCUGGAGACAUAUCUGUGCGUACGAGUGAAGUUGACGUAUACGUUGCGUCUGCGCAGAAGAACUUCCUUGAAGAACGUAUGAAGAUCUGCGCUGAGCUGUGGAAUGCUGGAAUUAAAACCGAGCAGUCCUACAAGAAGAACCCAAAAAUGUUGAAUCAGCUACAGCACUGUGAAGAGAACGGCAUUCCUCUAGCAGUUGUAUUGGGCGAGUCAGAACUCAAACGAGGAGUCGUCAAAGUAAGGAACAUCACCACAAGACAAGAGGAUGAAGUACCUAGGGACAAACUUGUUGAAGACCUUAAGACUAGAAUUGCAGCAUUAAAUGUUAAAGAACUCAACGGAUCAGCGUAA
Spodoptera littoralis (African cotton leafworm) is the source of this 1551-nucleotide messenger RNA. The record is from the annotation of a GenBank genome assembly. Lineage: Eukaryota; Metazoa; Arthropoda; Insecta; Lepidoptera; Noctuidae.